GGCAGUGCCUGCCUGGCCGCGCACAGUCGCAGUGUGCGGGCCAGCUGGGAGGCGGCGGAGGUCACCGAGGGGGGAGGCGGGGCAGCAUGGCAGCCUCCUUGCGGCUCCGGGGAGCCGCCUCCGGCCUCCGGUACUGGGCCCACCGGCAGCAGCCGGCAGCCGCCAGCCUUGCAGCGGUGUGUUCUAGGUCAAUGGCUUCUAAGACUCCAGUUGGAUUCAUCGGACUGGGCAACAUGGGGAAUCCAAUGGCAAAAAAUCUCAUGAAACAUGGCUAUCCACUCGUUGUUUAUGAUGUAUUCCCUGAGGCAUGCAAAGAAUUUCAAGAGGCAGGUGAACAGGUAGUGUCUUCCCCAGCAGAUGUAGCUGAAAAAGCUGACAGAAUUAUUACAAUGCUGCCCACAAGUAUUAAUACGGUAGAAGUUUAUUCUGGAGCACAUGGAAUUCUCAAAAGUGUGAAGAAAGGCUCAUUAUUAAUAGAUUCCAGUACUAUUGAUCCUGCAGUUUCAAAAGAACUGGCAAAAGAAGUUGAGAAAAUGGGAGCUGUUUUCAUGGAUGCCCCUGUUUCCGGAGGUGUAGGAGCUGCUCGGUCUGGGAAUCUCACAUUUAUGGUGGGAGGAGUCGAAGAGGAAUUUGCUGCUGCCCAACAAUUGCUAGGGUGCAUGGGCUCUAAUGUGGUGUAUUGUGGAGCUGUUGGGACUGGGCAGGCUGCAAAGAUCUGCAACAACAUGCUAUUAGCUAUUAGUAUGAUUGGAACUUCUGAAGCUAUGAAUCUUGGAAUCAGGUUAGGGCUUGACCCGAAACUACUGGCUAAAAUUCUCAAUAUGAGUUCUGGACGGUGUUGGUCAAGCGACACUUACAAUCCUGUACCUGGGGUGAUGGAUGGAGUUCCCUCAGCUAAUAACUAUCAAGGCGGAUUUGGAACAACCCUCAUGGCUAAGGACCUGGGAUUGGCACAAGACUCUGCAACCAGCACGAAGACCCCAAUCUUUCUGGGCAGCGUGGCCCAUCAGAUCUACAGGAUGAUGUGUGCAAAGGGCUACUCAAAGAAAGACUUCUCAGCGGUGUUCCAGUUUCUGAGAGAGGAGGAGAGCCUUUGAGUGAGCCCUAGGGCCUUGAACACUGAUGGGAACCAAAACUGUCUUGGAGCUUUCUUCUAGCCCAUUCCACAGCAAAUGGGUUUAAUCAAAGGUCAUCUGUCAGCUUCCGAUGGUCUACGUUACAGUAAUCGCUAUGAUUUUUAACUGCUUCUUCUUUUCAUCUGUUUAGCAAACAUAUUAUCAGAAUUUUUCCCCUCGGCAAGUCACUGAUAGUUUCUGCUACCUAGCUGAAUUGACCUUUUUAAAAAGUUUGAUCCCUGGACAUCUUCAAUUAAAUUGUUGGAUACUUCAA
This is a messenger RNA of Perognathus longimembris pacificus (Pacific pocket mouse), 1389 nucleotides long. It is a transcript of the gene Hibadh, whose product is annotated as 3-hydroxyisobutyrate dehydrogenase. The record is from RefSeq and is a predicted model, not a curated record. Gene Ontology annotation, molecular function: 3-hydroxyisobutyrate dehydrogenase activity; NADP binding; NAD binding. The transcript has 8 exons. Gene Ontology annotation, biological process: L-valine catabolic process. The coding region runs from base 87 to 1097 and encodes 336 amino acids. Gene Ontology annotation, cellular component: mitochondrion. Lineage: Eukaryota; Metazoa; Chordata; Mammalia; Rodentia; Heteromyidae.